This is a messenger RNA of Limulus polyphemus (Atlantic horseshoe crab), 5554 nucleotides long. RefSeq names its product receptor-type guanylate cyclase gcy-2-like. The record is from RefSeq and is a predicted model, not a curated record. Gene Ontology annotation, biological process: protein phosphorylation; positive regulation of kinase activity; cell surface receptor protein tyrosine kinase signaling pathway. Gene Ontology annotation, molecular function: ATP binding; transmembrane receptor protein tyrosine kinase activity. NCBI's taxonomy places the organism in Eukaryota, Metazoa, Arthropoda, Merostomata, Xiphosura, Limulidae. The coding region runs from base 377 to 4240 and encodes 1287 amino acids. The transcript has 20 exons. Gene Ontology annotation, cellular component: signaling receptor complex.
ACAUAGUCUAGUGUCCGAGUUCAUUGGUUAGGUAGAACUCGAAGCUUGGAAUUAAUAUCGAUUUUGUUCAGUUUGUAAUUACAUUGUCUACCAAGCCGUUCUCUCCACAACUAUCCGGAUCAUUACCUUGAUAGCCUAAUUGCUUUGUGCCAUAACACUCCAACCAACCAACCAACCAACAUAGUAUCGGGAACCUUUCUUAAGGUGUCAUGUCAGACGUUAUUUAUCAAUGAUAAAGUGAAGGCACCAAAUGUGCAUGCACCUUGGGCUGGACCACUGCAUCCUGAAUCCAAGGAAGAUCUUCCCAGGGUUGAGGUCACUUUGAGGGGUAGACAAACACUGUAAAGUCAGCAUGGCGAACCAAUAGAUUUCGUGCAUGCCAGAAGUCGAACAUAAUAUGCCGAUAAAUCCAAUCUUGUGGAUCCUCACCAGUGUUGUCACAGUUUCAUUCAUCACAGUGCCAUCUAGUGGAAAAUGUCGACAACAAUCAGAAGCAAACCCAAAACGUCAUUUUUAUGUAAACGAACGAGCCGUAAAUAUUACCAUUGAAAUAAGCAAUCGAGUGUCCCAUCGCCUGAUCUCCAAUAUUCUCAGUCUGUUAUUGAAGGAGGUGGUUGGCUACGCCGACGUACUUCUUAUACGAGAAGACGAUAACAUUAACUCUACCGUCACGCUGCAACGGAUAUCAGGAUGUAACGAACCUCGAAAUUGUGCUAGCCGACCAGCUGACUAUGUGCCAAACAAUAUGGUGAACCUGGAAAUGUGGUUAGGUCCUGGAUUCAACUUGGAAGACUGGAUAAACACUGGUUAUGUUGAAGAUGCUGGGCCACUGGGUCCUAUAGGCAGAUCUGGGUGGUACAUUCCUGAAGAAUAUGUUCAUCAUAAAUGGAAGCAAGAAGGUAUUGUAGUGGAUCAUUGGAGAUCAUUUCAAGACCCAGAUAUUGCUGUACUCUUUGAUUUAUCCAAAAAUACUGAUCUUCCUUCGUGGACAUUUGAUACACAUACAGGAAAGAAUUUCUGUGAUGAUGAUCUUUGUGUUGAUGGUAUAUAUUUUCCAAAUUCAUGUAAUGACCGAGACACACGAUGUGCUACUCUCUUGGCUGACUACCCAGCUACAACCUUUAUGCUUUUGAAAGAACAAAUUGAACGAUUACAUUUAUUAGUAAGAGUUGCUUGGGUUGGACCACACCUUGAUCAGCUAGUUACAACAAGAACUGAAAACCAUAAACCAACAUUAUUUUUUAACUGGAAGCCCAACACCUUGACAUCGGUGGACAACUACACAGAUGUAGCCUUUCCUCAUUGUGAGGACAAGCCUUUUGUAUCUCAUCCUUCUUUGCCAUGCGAGUUUGAAAUUAACCAACUAGAAAAGGUGACUUGGUCAGUGUUCAAGAAAAAUGCUCAUGAUGCUUACCAUGUAGUUCAGUCCAUGUUCUUCAGCCAGACACAGUUGACAGGUAUGUUGGAGAAGUAUGAACAGGCACUACAGGAUGGUUGGAGCAUGCAGAAAAUAGCAUGUAGUUGGUUGCUACAGAAUGAACACAUCUGGAAUAAGUGGAUACCAGAUGACUUGUCUCAUAGAAUACCAUUGUACAUAGGUGGCAUUUUUCCUCUAUCAGGGAUAUAUUGGAGACAGAGUGCUGUGGUCCCAGCUGCCCAGAUGGCAGUGGAAGCAAUAAAUCGUAAUGCGUCUAUUUUGGACGACUAUAGACUAGAGCUCUUGGUACAAGAUGGGGUGUGCAUGGCUGACAUGGUGAUGAAGAGUUUUAUAAGUUACGUCACCAACAUUGUAUAUGGCACGUUAGUUGGUAUUUUAGGUCCAGCAUGUUCUGACACUGUUGAACCUAUUGCUGGAGUUGCCAAACACUUCAAUACUAUUAUCAUAAGUUACAGUGCUGAGGGUGCUCUGAUCAACAACAGAGAAAAAUACCCAUACUUCUUUCGCACAAUCCCAGAAAACAAUCAGUUUAGGUAUGUGUAUGUUGAGCUUUUUCGGCAACUUGGCUGGCAACGAGUGGCUGCAUUGACUGAGGAUGGACAAAAGUAUCCUGAAUAUCUGUCUCUUCUCCAAGACUUAAUGCAAGCCAGUGGCAUGGACUUCAUCACUAAUCGCAAAUUUCCACGAGAGCGGGCCUCUCUCAAUAUGACACAAUAUCUUGCAGGGCUGAAAAGUAAAAAUGCUAGAAUCAUUAUUGGAGAUUUCUAUGACUAUGCAGCAAGAGCCAUCAUGUGCGAAGCUUAUAAACAGGGCAUGACUGCCCAUAAUGGUUUCCAGUGGUUUUUGCCAAGAUGGUUCACUGCUAAUUGGUAUGACACUGACCAUUACAACAGCCAGUCUGAUCCUUAUAAAGAAUACAUUCCCUGUACCACCAAACAGAUGCUAGAAGCCAUAGAGGGCCAUAUGAGCCUUGCCUACAAAUUCUAUGGAGAUGAUGAUGGUCUGAUGCAGGAAGGCUUGAAAAUCAAUGAAUGGAAGAAAAUUUACAACAAGCGUGCAAAGUUUCCAGACCGGGACACAAGUCAGUAUGGAGGCUAUGCUUAUGAUGCUGUGUGGGUGUAUGCUUUGGCAUUAGACAAGCUUUUCAAAGAAAAUCAUAACUAUAUUGCUUCUCUUCACACAAAAAAAACAUCAAAAAAGUAUGUGACUCUGAUAAACCAGACAGAUUUUUCUGGUGUGUCAGGAAGAGUGAACUUUGUUGGAUCUAGUCGAUUGUCGGAACUUGAUAUUUGGCAGUGGUAUAGAAAUAGAACUCAUCGAAUUGGUACAUACUACCCUAACUCGACCUACUCUGGCUUCCUAGAAUUGAAUCAAACAGCUAUUGUGUGGCUCACACCUGACGGGAAGAAACCUACUGAUGGUGGAGAAAGUGUCACCAUGUGUCCUCUGGAGAGUUUUCGUCAGGCUCUUGGAGUUAGUUGUGAGCUAACUAUUGUUAUAGCCAACCUUAUGGGCUUUACUCUUUUUGCUCUAAUUAUGUUUAUUGGAUUUCUUUUCUUUAAGCACAAAUAUGAAGAUAAAGUAAAACGGACAGAAGCCAGAAUGAGAGAAUUGGGACUGAUGGAUAUGAAUCAUUUUUCUGCUUUGGAUGGCUGGGAGAUUCCAAGGAACCAUAUAGUAAUCAAUCGUAAACUUGGAGAAGGGGCUUUUGGAACAGUUUAUGGUGGAGAGGCUCUUUUAGAUGAUGGAUGGGUGGCAGUGGCAGUUAAGACAUUGAAAGUAGAAGCUGAUGUUGAAGAAAAACUAGAUUUUUUAAGUGAAGCAGAGAUGAUGAAACGAUUUGAUCACAAGAACAUUGUUCCACUUUUGGGCGUCUGUACGAUAGGCAAGCCUGUGUACACAAUAAUGGAGUUUAUGUUGUAUGGGGAUUUGAAGACGUACUUGUUGGCUCGCCGUCACCUGGUUCGUGCUUCAGAACGGUCCUCAUCUGAUGAAGUGAGUGAUCAGAGGUUGACUAGCAUGGCCUUAGAUAUUGCUCGAGGGCUGAGUUACUUGGCUGAAAUGAAAUAUGUUCAUAGAGACCUUGCUUGCAGAAAUUGUUUGGUUAAUGCCUACAGAACUGUCAAGAUUGCAGACUUUGGAAUGUGUCGACCUAUGUAUGACUCUGAUUACUACCGGUUUAACAAGAGAGGAAUGCUUCCUGUUCGGUGGAUGGCUCCUGAGAGUUUAUUGGAUGGAUUGUUCACACCAAUGUCUGACAUUUGGAGUUAUGGUGUCUUGCUUUAUGAGAUAAUAACAUUUGGCAGUUUUCCUUACCAGGGAUUAUCUAACAACCAGGUGCUAGAUUUUGUAAAGGGAUUCAACACUUUACCAGUGCCCAAAGGAUGCAAGGAUCCUUUGGAAAAUCUCCUACACUGUUGCUGGUCAAAAUUACCUCAGAAUCGGCCAGUAGCUAGUGAAAUAGUAGAUAUUUUGGCUGAAGAACCAGAACUGAUUUCUCCCUGUCUGGAUCUUCCAGUAGCCAGUGUGGAAGUUGAAGGUACAGACUCCAUCGAGCUUGCUAUUACAGAAAGAACUCGAGUUCAUUCUGUCUCUCUACCAAGCCGACCUCCGAGGAAGCCUAUCACUCAACAAAAUAAUGUCGAUGCUGGACAGGGAGAACUAAGUUGCUCUGCUAAUCAUCUUGAAAACAGGGUUCCUGAUCAAUAUGGGGAAUCUUUUCACACAGGAAUUCAAACUCCAUCAGUUGGUACUCGCUCUUACUACAUUUUCUUGAAAAGAAAAACUGAUGUUACUGAAUAGACUAGGUUAUAUUAAAAUUCGCUAGCCAAAUAACAUCAAUGACAGUUGAACAAUAUUUCUAGAUAGUAAAACUGUGGAGAAACAUUUUAGUAAUGUGAAGAACAAUCAUUUCCACUACAUCAUUUUGUAAUCUGAAUAUGACAGAGAUGUUUUGUUCAUCAUUAUGUAUAUGCUCAAGUUUGAAAACAAUGUUAUGGUCUCGUGCUGUAUUUAAUGAAGCAUUUACACCUUCCUGUACAUUGUUAUGAUCAUACAAUUGUUUGAUCUAUGUAACAAUAUCAAGUUCUUCUUAAUUCAUGAACUGUAAUUAUAGUCUUGCUAUACAUUGAUACUUCCAAAAUUAGACAGAAUAAUACUUUCUUUCUGUUUGUUUAAAUCUAAGUGUAAAAUACGAGUUACUUAAUAUUUAAGUUAUGUUGAAAGAAAGCAUAACUUAAAUGUCCAGAAACAACAUUGUGUACAAUAGAACCUGAUAUAUUACACUGUAUAUAGAAAGAGUAAUUAUAGUUUUAGUAUGAACUCUAGAUAGAAUUAAGAGUAUAAUAUAUACUGUACAUAAUUCUGAAACCCAUUACAUUUGUAAAACUCAGGAAUUUUUGUGGUGAUUUAUAUUUUUGCAAGUUUGUGUGUGUGGAUAUUCUUUCUAGCAGUACAUUUAGUUAGGUGUGAAAGGAGUUGAAUUUAAGUGUGUUUAUUCCAGUUAUGACUAGUUUUCAACCAUAGUGACUACAAAAUCCGUAAAAUCUUCUAACAAACAUGGUAGAUUACAAAAAAAUAGCUUCAACAGAUUUAGUAAUAUAAUAUUUAUAUAAUAUAAAUUCCUUGUUAGUAAAUAACUAUACCUUUCAAUUGUGAUGAAGACUGUGAGAAUAAUAUUCUUUGCCACUUUUAAAAAAUACGUAAAUUUCAGACCUGCAUAUUUUUUUUUUCUAAAAUAGUGUAAUAAAUAGAUGUGAGAAAACAGACCUAAAAUUAAUUGCAAUAACCGAUUCUCUACCUUCCUGGCUAGAUGAGAUGUUUAUUUUUGGAGGCUCUUGUAUGUGUAUAGAACAGUAAUGAUUCUCAAAAUGAUAGGGAAAAUGUGUUGUAAGUACAAGCAGCUGUUUAACUCGUAAGUUUUCACACAUAGUUUGACAAUUUUUAAUGCAGUGAUGAGGGAACACUAACGAUGUUUUAUAAAACAAACAGUUGAUCAACCUCUGGAACACAUUUGUAAUUACACCUUUAUCUAUUCUAUGUGAAAGAUGUUUGGAUACAAGAAACCAUGGUUUAUGUAUUAUAGCAAAUGACAAAUUAAAUGAUUUUGUAAAAUGA